This is a messenger RNA of Juglans regia (Persian walnut), 1287 nucleotides long. RefSeq names its product auxin-responsive protein IAA4-like. The coding region runs from base 242 to 829 and encodes 195 amino acids. The transcript is spliced from 4 exons. Lineage: Eukaryota; Viridiplantae; Streptophyta; Magnoliopsida; Fagales; Juglandaceae. Gene Ontology annotation, cellular component: nucleus. Gene Ontology annotation, molecular function: protein binding. Gene Ontology annotation, biological process: regulation of DNA-templated transcription. The record is from RefSeq and is a predicted model, not a curated record.
CAUCUCUUUAAUGCCUUGUUUAUGAUAUUCUAUAAAAUACAACCUUGCAUUCCCACCUCCACCCUAUUAUAUACCUUUCCUUCAACUUCUUUUUUGUUCCAAGAACUUGAGCAGCCUCCAAAGAAGAUUACAAACACCAACAGAUCAAGAAGGCAGAACUUGUGCACCAAUCCAUCAAGAAGCAAGAUCAAGAUCUUGUCAAAACUUUGUUGUUAUCUUUGGAUCAAAGAUUAAAGGGGAAAUGGAAAGCAAGGUGGCAUAUGACAAUGAUCUUAACCUCAAAGCAACCGAGCUUAGAUUAGGGUUGCCGGGGACAGAUUACAGUGAAGAACAAGCACUUUUUAGUGCUAGAAACAACAAGCGGCCAUUGCCUGAAUUGAACGAGAAGUGUGGAUCGAAGGGUAGUUCUGAUGCUCCACACGCAGGGAAUGAAACUGCCCCUCCUACCAAGGAACAGAUAGUGGGGUGGCCUCCGAUCCGAUCAUACAGAAAAAACAACCUGCAGCCGAAGAAAACUGAGCCUGAGGCUGCUGGAAUUUACGUGAAAGUAAGCAUGGAUGGAGCCCCUUACCUCAGGAAAAUUGACCUAAGGAUCUACAAGGGAUACCCAGAACUUCUUCAGGCAUUGGAGAACAUGUUUAAAUUCACCAUCGGUGAGUACUCGGAGAGGGAAGGGUACAAGGGAUCGGAAUAUGUUCCAACUUAUGAAGACAAAGAUGGUGACUGGAUGCUGGUUGGAGAUGUACCGUGGGAUAUGUUCAUGUCAUCCUGCAAAAGGCUGAGAAUCAUGAAAGGAUCAGAGGCUAGAGGCUUGGGAUGUGGUAUAUGAAAUACCCACAAGUAAAAGCAACCCCAAAGGAGCAAGAGAAGAAUUGAUGUCUCUGUCAUCAAGAGCAAAUCUCUUAGCUAGGGUUCUCGGAUAAGAAUUUUGGAUUGGAAGUUUGGUCUCGUCGUUCAGAGUCCCCAGCUAGUCUUCGACAGGGAAUCGUACGUAGACAGAGAAACAUGGUGCGGUUACCGUUUAUUUCCUGACAUUUGGCAGCAACGUCGACUCUGGAGGUCUGAGGAUCUUCGAUGCUAAUUGAAUGGCUUCGAUCUAUUGAUUCUAUCAAGCCUGCAAAAGUGCAUGCAUGGAAGAAGUUAUAUAUUGCUUCGAAGGCAGGCAGUUGUAUAAACCAAAUGACAUGUUUAUUUAUUUAAGUUUGGUUUUGUAUAAUAUUGAUAUAAAUUAUAUCAAAGCUAUAUACCGUAUAUGUCUAUACAGAUUGAACCUGAAAUUUAUGUCUA